Messenger RNA from Heterostelium album PN500, 2790 nucleotides. RefSeq lists its product as uncharacterized. The coding region runs from base 1 to 2790 and encodes 929 amino acids. The transcript has 2 exons. The record is from RefSeq and is a predicted model, not a curated record. Lineage: Eukaryota; Evosea; Eumycetozoa; Acytosteliales; Acytosteliaceae.
AUGAUAAAUGUUAUUUUUAAAAAUAGUUGUUUAUCAUUGAACAACUAUCUUUGUUUAAAUAGAUCAUCAACUAAUGCUCUUUUAUCAUUAGCAUCAUAUCGUCAAUACAAUCAAAUCAGUAGUAGUAGUAGUAAUCUACAUUAUAGAUAUAAUUGUACUUUAUCAUCACCAACAAUACAACCAACAUCAACAACAACAUUAAUAAAUAAUAACAAUAGCAGCAGCAAUAAUAAUAAUAAUUCAAGUGAUAAUAAUAAUAGUCAAGUUUUAAAUUUAAAAAACAAAAAUGGAAAAUCAUCAUCAACAACAACAUCGACAGUAACAUCAUCAUCAUCGUCAUCACCUCAACAAAAACCUAAAAAGUAUAAUAAUAAUAAUAAUAGUAAUGCAAGUCAUCAAAAUGAAAAGAAAGAAAGGAAACAAUUUGUAAAACUACCAGGAUCUUCAUCGACAAAUGUAUGGGAUAAGAAAGAAUCAAAUCCAUUCGUACGAGAAACUGAGAUUCCAAAAGUACCUUUUGACCAAUCCAUUUUCGAUUUAUAUUCAAAUCUAUAUAAAUCCGAAAGUUUACCGAAAUAUUUUAAAGAUAAUAUAAAUAAUAAGAAUAUAGAUAAGUUGGUUAGUGAAAUUCAAUCGCUAUCGAAUCAACCGAAAUAUUGGCUUGCCGUGUCGAUUAUCAGUACGUUGGUAGAUCUGAGACCAAAGCUAUCGCAACCACUCCCACCGAAGAACUCCGAUGUAAAGAACAGGGGUUCUGUUGAGGAGCGCGAAAAGACACUCGGUGAGGAUGUCUUGCAGUUCCGAAAGCUGGUGUUGGCCGCCACCCGCUACACACUGGCAAUAGACGACAGCGCGCCAAUCAAACACGAUCAGCUCGUAAAGCUCUACUUUAACUUUAAUCAUAUCGCCUAUCUCCAAUCGCAACACGAAAUUCUCAUGGAGCAAGUCCGUUUGAAAUCGAACCAACCAACCUCCGGUGACGAACACCUCCAAUCGAUGAUGAACUCCAUCAAGAUGCUGUCGAUGGACACCUCAUUCCUCUAUGACUACCUCUCUUGCAACGAAUCCAGCAAUUUCAUCCGGCCUUUCUUUGACAAUGCACACCUCCAGUGGACAUCAAGCGUGAUCCAAGUCGGUUUAAAGAAUCGUAGUGAACGCAUUCAAAAAAGAAUACAAAGCAACAACAGCAACAGCAACAGCAACAACAACAACUCUCAAGAAACUACAUCAACUGUUUCUUUCGAUGAAUUGGAAAAGAUCAUUAAUAAUCCAUUGGAUAAGGACCACUUGGAGUUACCGUCGUUCGUUGUAAACUCUGAACUCAAUGGACAGUAUGAUAUUGUCGACUUUAUCGAGGGACAACUUCCAGGCCAGCUGGAGAUCGCUUCAAAGUUGAUAAACUCUGUCAUUAUGUUUUAUCUUCUUGUCGAUCGUUAUGAGAUGGCGCUGCACUGGUACUCUCGUCGUCUUAAAAUCGGGUUGUCCCCAAAUCACUUCACCAUCUUCCCAUUCAUUGUGUAUCAUGAGUUCCGUGGCGACAACCUCCUCGAGCACUGGGAGUCGGUGCUCGACCAGUAUCCAGUGGACAAACGUAGACGUUCCAAUUUUAGACGUGAAUUCAAGUUCAAUUUCAUUAUGACGGCGCGUCGUGUCUUGGUCAACCCAGGUGUGCGUGCCGAAGCAAAGGACACUGAACGCGAAGCUCUCGAAAAGAUUAUUAAGCUCGGACACACUGGAAAGAUGAUCUAUUUGCUCAACCAGUAUUUCGAACGUGGAUUGCUGCCCAGUGGCACAACCUUGAUACGCGCAGCACAAAAUUCAGCUGGUCUGCCCACCUGGCAGCAGUAUGUCCCGACAACACCCGACUUUGUACGUUGUCUCUUGUUCUCACCGCGCGCUUACGAAGCGGAUUUGCGCGAGAAGAAUAUGCUUGGCGGUUGGAACCGUCUCAAGAGUGAACGUCCGAUAAUGGUGUAUACCAACAUCAUGAUUCUCAACUCGAUUCUCUGUGGUCUUCUCAAUCACAACGAGAUUGAAGCGGCCGUGCGUAUCACCAUUGAAAUGACCAAGCGAAAGAUGAAGGUUUUCGAGUGGAUUCACCGAAAGUUCAGUGAAAAGUUCAUCGAAAUCGGUUACUUUGACGAAGAUUACUACAAAUAUAUGCCCUCCAUUCUCCAAGAGUACGGUGCACUCUUCCGUUUCAACCAGAUGGCUUCGUGCGACGUCAAAGUUGCCUACUCUUACCUGUGUGCCGUCAACAUGCAGACCAAGACCAAACCGUUUUUGACGAUCGCUGUCAAUCUCUACGACCGAAUCUACACAAUGAAUGACGACAUCAACUUUGCUCAUCUCAUGAAGUUCUUUGGCGAGGUCAACCUAUUCUAUUUGUACUCGGUGUUGUUUGAGUUGUUUGCCCAGCGUGGGUAUGCCAAACUCGGUUUGCAAUUGCUCAAUUCGAAUCUCGCAUUUUUCCUCAACCAAAAGCAUCUGUUGAACCACCAGAUGGUCUCUGACAUUUUAAGGACACUCUGCUAUACUGCUUCGUCAGAGGCACGCGAAUUACAGGUCAAAAUAUUCAAAGCAUUCAUGAGUGCUAAUCCACCAGCAGCUAACAAACACCUCAGUGAGAUACACAAUAUCAUGUCGCACGUCAACAAAGAAUUAAACGAUCCACAAAUUACAGAAUUACUAAAUUCAAUCGAUCUCAACUAUACAGUGGCACCCAAACUACCAAAAGCACUUGUCGAUGAUAUUCAACAAUCUUUAUUGGCUGCCUUUUCAAGGUUAUAA